AUGACAAAAGCAGGAAAACCAUUCCUGGGUCUUCAAGGCCAAUCUCUGUCCUGGGCCAUCACAUUGUGUGCGGGCAGUGCUUUCCUGCUCUUCGGUUACGACCAAGGAGUCCUAGGCUCAAUUAUCUCCGGCUCAGAUUUCCUCGGAGCUUUGGGUAUUGCGCCUGAUGACCCUGACACAUUGUCGACGGUGGUCUCGAUCUAUGACAUUGGAAACAUGGUAGGAUGUCUUGCUGCUGCAAUUUGGGGCGGCAGAUAUGGCCGCCGGGCUGCCAUCACCUUUGGCUGCAUUGUCACAAUUAUAGGGGCAGCACUUCAGGCGUCAAGCUAUUCCGUCGCACAGAUGAUUGUGGCGCGCAUAAUCACCGGAGUUGGCAACGGAGUCAACACAGCGAUUAUUCCGACUUGGGUGGCCGAAACUGCAAGGAGCGAACAUCGUGGAAAGCUCAUCGCUACUCAACUGACCACUGCCAUCUUGGGCAUCGUCAUUGCAUAUUGGGUCAAUUAUGGCUUCUUCCAUCUCCAUGGCCAGAUCGUUUGGCGGUUUCCGAUUGCUUUCCAGAUCAUCUUCGUGUUAUUCACGCUGGCCGGUCUACCAUUUUUGCCAGAAAGUCCUCGUUAUUUGUACUUCAAAGAUCACAUCGAAGAGGGGAAUGCCGUGUUAUCAGCCUUGAAAGCUCAGCCUGUCGACAGCCCGAUCGUGCAAGCCGAAGCGGCGGAGAUUCUGGCGGCAAUCGAAAUGGAGAACAGUCUGGGAAAAACCAGUAUCAAGGACAUCUUCCUCAACCGGUCAGGUGAUCAAAUCCUGAAGAGGCUGACUUUGGUUAUGGUGAUCCAGGUACUGCAAGAGAUGACAGGGACGCAAAUCGUUGUCUACUACAGCUCUUCAAUAUUCAUCACCUUGGGCUUCGAACAUGGUCUGGCUCUCAUCCUCGGCGGUAUUGUCUCGAUUGCCUUCCUCCUAGGGUCCAUUGUAGGCAUCUUCCUCAUCGACAGAAUUGGCCGCAAGAAGUUACUGAUGUCAGGCACCGUCCCAAUGUUUGUCCUCUACGUGAUCUACACGAUCAUGGUAAAGGAUGGCGGAAAAGUUCAGUUGUGGGUUGCAUUUGGUGCAACUUGCGCGAUCAUGUUCGUCUUCGGCUGGAGCUGGCUCUCAACAGCCUGGGUUUACGGUCCAGAAUUGGUGCCAGUCCGAUACCGACACGUCGGUGGUGCUUUGAACGCAUUUUCCAACUGGACUUUUGCAUUCGUCACAGUCAAGAUUGCGCCAAUCGGAAUCGCGAAUCUAGGUUGGAAGUUCUACAUUAUCUUUAUUAUCAUGACCUUCAUUCAGUUGCCAGUUGUGUGGCUGUUCUAUCCCGAGACGAAAGGACUGUCUCUGGAAGAAAUCGAUGGACUGUUUGUCAAGGGUACCAGUAGCGAGGCCACCGACAUGCUAGCCGAAGCAAGUGAGAAGAGGCAUCAGGUCGAAACCAAUGAUACAGGAUAUAUCCAUGAAGAAGUAUCGCCGUCGUUGUGA
This is a messenger RNA of Exophiala xenobiotica, 1518 nucleotides long. RefSeq lists its product as uncharacterized. Lineage: Eukaryota; Fungi; Ascomycota; Eurotiomycetes; Chaetothyriales; Herpotrichiellaceae. The record is from RefSeq and is a predicted model, not a curated record. Gene Ontology annotation, cellular component: membrane. The coding region runs from base 1 to 1518 and encodes 505 amino acids. Gene Ontology annotation, biological process: transmembrane transport; carbohydrate transport. Gene Ontology annotation, molecular function: carbohydrate:proton symporter activity. The transcript has 8 exons.